This is a messenger RNA of Tyto alba (common barn owl), 1900 nucleotides long. RefSeq names its product carbonyl reductase 4 (gene CBR4). The transcript has 7 exons. Gene Ontology annotation, molecular function: oxidoreductase activity, acting on the CH-OH group of donors, NAD or NADP as acceptor; quinone binding. Gene Ontology annotation, biological process: fatty acid biosynthetic process. NCBI's taxonomy places the organism in Eukaryota, Metazoa, Chordata, Aves, Strigiformes, Tytonidae. The record is from RefSeq and is a predicted model, not a curated record. Bases 235 to 963 code for a protein of 242 amino acids.
GAUGCAGAGUUAGAAAUUAAGAGAGCAAAUGCUUUCUCUUUGAGGAAAAGAAACAGAGUGCUAGGUGUAAGCUGGACACUGGAUCUGACAUCGGUAGUACAUAGGUUUGGUUUCGGUGGCAGGAAGGAGACGUCUGUGGUACCCGGGAGAACUACCUACCCGAGCUGUGAAGGAAAAGUAACUUGAGAAAAGACUGCAGCUUGUUCUUUUCUCCUGCAUUGUUGUCAUCAGGCAAUGGAUCAAUGUGUCAUGGGCAAGGUUUGCGCCAUUUUUGGAGGAUCCCGAGGAAUAGGAAAAGCUGUUGCAGAAUUACUGGCACAGAGAGGCUGCCGCCUGGCGAUUAUUGCUAGAAAUCUGGAAGUAGCCCAGACCACUGCACGUAAUCUUGGUGCAGGACAUCUGGCACUUCGCUGUGAUGUAUCCAGUGAACAAGAAGUCCAAAAUACUUUUGAGGAGAUGCAGAGGAAUUUAGGUCCUAUUAACUACUUGGUUAACGCAGCUGGGAUCAACAGGGAUGGUUUGUUACUGAGAACCAAGACUGAAGAUAUGAUAGCCCAGAUUCACACCAACCUUUUGGGGACAAUGUUGACAUGCAGAGCUGCUGUAAAAAGCAUGAUUCAACAACAGGGAGGUGCUAUUGUCAAUAUAGGAAGUAUUGUAGGAGUUAAAGGCAACUCUGGUCAAAGUGUAUACAGUGCUACCAAAGCAGGGUUGGUUGGAUUUUCACGCUCUCUUGCUAAAGAAGUAGCAAAAAGGCAAAUUCGAGUCAACGUGGUUGCUCCAGGCUUUAUUCACACAGAGAUGACUGCUCAUUUGGAAGAAGAUCGGUUGAAGAAAGCAAUUCUCCUUGGAAGAUUUGGAGAGCCUCGUGAAGUUGCACAAGCUGUUGUCUUUCUUUUGGAGUCCCCUUACGUUACAGGGAGUACUCUAGUUGUAGAUGGAGGCUUGCAGCUUCUGACUUAAAUACUGCCUUGAAAAAGUAGCUACUUAAAUAAUCAUGAUGGUAAUAUAUAAAUAUAUAAUAAUUAAAGGGGGGGGUGUUGUAGAAAUUAGUGGAAAAUUGAUGUAUGUAAUUGACUUGAUAUUCUUAAGUCAGAGGAGAAAUUUAGCAGCAGUGAGUUCCAGCACAUAUGUUUAGCUACCUGGAAGAGUCCAUUUGGUAUUAUGAAGUCUGUGUAUGUAACAAUUGGAAAGAGAUCUGGUUUUCAUAUAGUGAUGUUUUUAAAUAAUGUGCUGAUACAUUUUGAAAGCACUAUAUUUUUAUAAAGUCGUGUUUUGCAGUUUGGGAUAAAGUGGAGAUUUUAUUCAGAUUAUGUUCCACAAAGGUUAAUAAAGUGCAGAGGUAUGUCUGUUGGUUGGCAGGUAUGAUUGCAUCAGGGUUUUCAUGUAAGGUGAAGAUGGCAAACUAUAUAAUUUUUUAUUCUUACCGGUUAGUCCCUACAAAGUGGCAAGGAGUUUCAUUUGUGUUUUGUUUGUUUGUAGCUAACACUACAAAGCUAGGAGCUUCUGUAUCUUCAGUAUACCUGAAUUGCCUUCAGGAGAUUUAAUUAUAUGCCAUGUGUUUUUAUAAAGACAAAACCCACUUAGUUCCAUUCUUCAAUGUAUGUACGGCUCUUUUGAUCAAGUAGCACUUGCAUGUAUGCAUUGAAGGACUGUUGGUUGGUCAUUGGACUUGCUAAUUCUGUGAUAUUCUGAGUCUGAGCUGCACGUACACCGGUGAACAGCACAGUUGCAGGCCUUGCCGCGUAAAAGACUUUUCACAGACUCGCUCAUUUCCAGAAUGCAAAGUCAAGGUGUAUUGCUGUGUAUCUCCUUGAACGCUCAGUUCAACUAUAUUAUGUUGAUGCUCUUUAAUAUGUAUGUAUAGUCAAUAAAAUAGCCAUUUAUUUUAUUCAAAGCA